ACUACGAAAGGCUACUUCCGGUAAAAAUGGCCGCAAAGCAACUUGUGAAAGCGACAACGGGUCUCACCCGGUUGGAAGUGAAUCCAUUUGCACGUGAAAAUCUGAUGGAACUUUAUGACAAGAUUUUAAGAACUGUAGCUAAAAUGCCCUCAGAUGCUGCAUACAGACAAAACACAGAAUCAAUAAUUAAAGGUAGACUUGCUCUUGUGGAAAAGGAAACAAACUUAUUGAAAUUGGAGGAACAGAUAAAUGACGGCCAUAUUGAAGAGGUUGUUCUUCAGGCCAAACGAGAACUCAAGUUGUCACGACAGCUGUUAGAUUGCAAAGCAUGGGAACCAUUAGUUGCUGAGGCACCCAAAAACCAAUGGAAGUGGCCAAUGUAAUGAUGUGUAUGACUAGUGAUAAUUUCAUAAUGUGACUUCAAAUAGUUUGUAUGUGAAAAAGACUUUUGGUGGUACACAUUACCAUUCACAAUCUCGGUUAUCUGUGUAUUCCCCGUGUUAUAAUAAAUAUAUUAAAAAAAA
Messenger RNA from Ylistrum balloti, 524 nucleotides. Its product is annotated as probable NADH dehydrogenase [ubiquinone] 1 alpha subcomplex subunit 5. Lineage: Eukaryota; Metazoa; Mollusca; Bivalvia; Pectinida; Pectinidae. Gene Ontology annotation, biological process: respiratory electron transport chain. The record is from RefSeq and is a predicted model, not a curated record. The transcript is spliced from 5 exons. The coding region runs from base 27 to 383 and encodes 118 amino acids.